CUUAUAGGCUAGUAAAUUACUUAUGGUAGUACCGCUUGAGUGAAAAGUUCCAAGCGUUGCUUAGCCAAAGCACUUGCUUUUUUCAUUUGAGAGAGAAAGGACGGACGGAGGGAGAGAGAGAAAGAGAGAUAGGGAUGGAGAAGAAGCUAACAGCGUCAAGCCAUCUUUUCGUGACGGUUUUCCUGUCAGGUUUCGCCACCUUCAUUGUGAUUCCGGCCAUUACCGAUGUUACCAUGUUCGCCCUUUGCCCUGGCACUGAUGAAUGCUCCCUCGCCAUUUACCUCUCUGGAUUACAACAAGCUAUGAUAGGACUGGGGACGGCCUUGAUGAUGCCACUGAUUGGGAAUCUGUCGGAUCAGUAUGGAAGAAAAGCUCUGCUCACAUUACCUAUGACUUUGUCCAUUAUUCCCCUUGCUAUAUUGGCAUGCAGCAGAACAACCAAUUAUUAUUAUGCCUACUAUGCGCUCAGGACCCUCACUGCCAUGAUCUGUGAAGGCAGCAUUAACUGCCUUGCUCUUGCAUAUUUGGCAGACAACAUUUCAGAUAGCCAACGGGCAUCUGCAUUUGGAAUCCUUUCAGGCGUAAGCUCAGGUGCAUUCGUCUGCGGAACCUUAGCAGCUCGUUUCCUCUCCACUGGUUCCACAUUUCAGGUUGCUACGUUUGUAUCAAUGCUUGCAGUAGUGUACAUGAGAAUAUUCCUUGAGGAAAGUAUACCUGAUCAAGUUGAUGGAAUGACACAACCAAUACUGAAAGAAGGGGAAGAUGUCAUUCAGAAGGAUGGUAAUGCACCUAGAAAGAUGCCAGUAUUCAAGAAAAUUCCAUCCGUGGGAGAUAUUAUUAGCUUGUUGAAGAGCAGUCCAUCAUUUUCCCAAGCAGCAGUUGUUGCUUUCUUCAAUAGUCUUGCGGAGGGUGGGAUGAUAUCUUCAUUAAUGUACUAUUUAAAAGCCCGUUUCCACUUUAACAAGAAUCAGUUUGCUGAUUUGAUGCUAAUUGCUGGAAUUAUAUCAACCAUUUCACAGUUGUUUCUCAUGCCCUUAUUGGUAUCUCCCUUAGGGGACGGGAAGUUGCUUUCAAUAGGACUCUUGGUCAGCUGUGCAAAUGCCAUUCUUUAUAGCAUAGCCUGGUCAGCUUGGGUUCCAUAUGCAGCUACUGCAUUGUCAAUAAUGAUGGUCUUUGCACCACCAUCUUUACGCAGUAUUGCAUCAAAACAAGCUGGCGCCAGAGAGCAGGGGAAGGCUCAAGGAUGCAUCUCAGGCAUAAGUUCCUUGGCCAACAUCAUUGCUCCAUUAGUCUUUAGUCCUCUGACAGCAUUGUUCCUGUCCGAAGAUGCACCAUUUCAUUUCCCCGGCUUUAGUAUUAUUUGCAUUGCGAUCACAUUGGUAUGAACUUUUACCUAAUGAUUGCCUUCAUUCAGAGUUUGAUGAUAGGAAGUGCUCCUUCAACUUCAAGUGACAAAAACAGCAGCAAUUGCAUGGAGGUUUAGUAGUAAUCAUAUAUACUAAUUAGUAGAAGAUGAAAAUCUCGAUUAUUACAAUUAAAUAAACUCAGUCUGUAACUAUGUAGCACACAGAUACUCCUAAGUUUUUAGCCCGCCAAAAGAGUUGCAAAGGCGAUGUGCAGUUCGUCAAUAAGAUUAGUUGACCCUUUGGGAGGUUUAAUUAUAGAAACGAAAUGUAAGAUUAACUAUAAGUCAUAUAUAGCCAGACGCGGGUUCUCUCAGUGAAACAAUUCCCACAAACAUAUCAAAUUAUUACUCCUAAAUGUAUCUAUAAUUUCAUUUCGAUUC
Messenger RNA from Theobroma cacao (cacao), 1786 nucleotides. RefSeq lists its product as uncharacterized. Gene Ontology annotation, molecular function: transmembrane transporter activity. The record is from RefSeq and is a predicted model, not a curated record. Gene Ontology annotation, biological process: transmembrane transport. NCBI's taxonomy places the organism in Eukaryota, Viridiplantae, Streptophyta, Magnoliopsida, Malvales, Malvaceae.